Heterocephalus glaber (naked mole-rat) is the source of this 5796-nucleotide messenger RNA. RefSeq names its product DDB1 and CUL4 associated factor 7 (gene Dcaf7). Gene Ontology annotation, molecular function: protein binding. The record is from RefSeq and is a predicted model, not a curated record. Lineage: Eukaryota; Metazoa; Chordata; Mammalia; Rodentia; Bathyergidae.
CGUUCCAAGAGAGCGGGGCCGCAUCCCAAGCGGAAGGUGGUGGUUGUGGGUGCCGAAGCUGGUUUGAAAGUGGGGGUCGGGCCGCGCGGUCGUUGUUUGUCGCCUUGGCCCCACUUCCGGGCUAGACCGUUCCUGCCUGCCCCUGCCCCGCCUCCUUUCUGUUCCCUAGGUCCCAGUCCCGGCUCUCCGCGGGACUCGCUCCCCGCCUGCCCCCGCCCGCUGUCGCUUCGGACGGCUCUGCGGCCCCGCCGCCACCAUGUCCCUGCACGGCAAACGGAAGGAGAUCUACAAGUAUGAAGCGCCCUGGACCGUCUACGCCAUGAACUGGAGCGUGCGGCCUGACAAGCGCUUUCGCCUGGCUCUGGGCAGCUUCGUGGAGGAGUACAACAACAAGGUUCAGCUUGUUGGUUUAGAUGAAGAAAGUUCAGAAUUUAUUUGCCGAAACACCUUUGACCAUCCGUACCCCACCACAAAACUCAUGUGGAUCCCUGACACAAAAGGAGUCUACCCAGACCUGCUGGCAACAAGUGGCGACUAUCUCCGUGUGUGGAGGGUUGGUGAAACAGAGACAAGGCUCGAAUGUUUGCUAAAUAAUAACAAGAACUCAGAUUUCUGUGCCCCCCUGACUUCCUUUGAUUGGAAUGAAGUGGAUCCUUAUCUUCUGGGUACCUCAAGCAUUGACACGACUUGUACCAUCUGGGGGCUGGAGACUGGGCAGGUGUUGGGGCGAGUGAACCUUGUGUCUGGCCAUGUGAAGACCCAGCUGAUUGCCCAUGACAAAGAGGUCUAUGAUAUUGCAUUUAGCCGAGCUGGAGGUGGCCGGGACAUGUUUGCCUCUGUGGGCGCUGAUGGCUCAGUGCGGAUGUUUGACCUCCGCCAUCUGGAACACAGCACCAUCAUUUAUGAAGACCCGCAGCAUCACCCACUGCUUCGUCUCUGCUGGAACAAACAGGACCCUAACUACCUGGCCACCAUGGCCAUGGAUGGAAUGGAGGUGGUGAUUCUGGAUGUCCGCGUUCCCUGCACACCUGUCGCCAGGUUAAACAACCACCGGGCAUGUGUCAAUGGCAUUGCUUGGGCCCCACAUUCAUCCUGCCACAUCUGCACUGCAGCGGAUGACCAUCAGGCUCUCAUCUGGGACAUCCAGCAAAUGCCCCGAGCCAUCGAGGACCCUAUCCUGGCCUACACAGCUGAAGGAGAGAUCAACAAUGUGCAGUGGGCAUCAACUCAGCCUGACUGGAUCGCCAUCUGCUAUAACAACUGCCUGGAGAUACUCAGAGUGUAGUGUUAGUGGCGACUCACCCACAAGGCAGGGGCUUGUGUGUUUUCCACCUCUGCCCCACUCCAAGUAAGAAGAAAUGUAUUUCCAGUGGCCAGUAUGUCUGUUGUUGCUUUGCACCCACUGUUUCCAGAAGCUGCUCUAUGAGUGUCCGGCCAGUCAACCAACAUUCUUUCUGCCGGAUUCAGUGCUAUGUGGCGUUUCCUCAGCCCAGGGCUGAGUUUUAACAUUUUUCUCUCUUCUUUUCCUAUGUUUUCUCAAUUAAAUAUGUCUACAUAUUUGUUUGUCAGCUCUUAACGUUAAUGAGCAGUACAAGCACUGGCUCUGUUUGUAUCUAUCUGGCCCAGUGUCUGUCUGUUUGCUGCCCAAGGCAGUGGUCCAUGUCUUAUACCUGUCCGUGUCCCUGUUAGCACUUAAGUGGGAACAAAUGCCAACUUGAAGUUGUCUUUCCUCCUGGUGUCAGUGUCUUUAACAAAUUUCAACUUUGUAUAUUUUUUAUCUAUCAGGCUAAUUUUUUAAUGAAAAUAAUAUUACUCUUCUAGUCUCUUCUUUUGUUUUAUAGUUCUCCCCUUUUGCAUCUUCCUUUCUUCUCUCAGUGCCUGGAGCAGGUACUGGGUCCUUGACCCUAUGAGCAGUUUGCCUUCCUGAGUCACUGACAGAGUGGCACAUACCUGACCAGGAGUCCCAAACCACCCUGGUGCUCUGAAGUCUACCAACUCAUCAACAUUUUCUCAGCCUGGCUCUUCUCAAGGCUCUUCUUUACCCACAGGACAGACAAGCUCCCGUGUCUGGCCUCACUGGUACCUUUUGGGCACAUGGUAGAGCUUAGAUAGGCAGCCGAUUGGGGGCAGGGGGGCAGGCUGGAGAGGAAUCAUUUCAGGAAAGCUGAACUUAGAGCAUAUUUCCAGUACCUAGUUUCAGAGUUUGUUUUUCCCUUUAGUCGUAAGCCCCAGGCCACUCCAUUCUGGGACUUGAAUGAUAAGUAAGAAUGAUCUCUAGGCUGAACUUUGGUAUUUAUCUUUAUUGAGCUUCCUGUGCCUGGUGGAAUAUUGGUCCCUCUUUGGAUUAAGUGCUCUGAGUGAGAGAGUCUUCCUAAGAGGAAAAGUCUAUGUGUCUGACACUGUACAGGUUCUUUAGAAGUGGGGAGACAGGAAGCUGUCAACUGGGGAUGGACUAAUUGGCUGUGAUGAUCCAGAGCCAUUAAGUACCUAGCUUCAUAAGAAUCAUAGACCCAGGGUCAGUCAGUGAAAAGGUCUACUCGCACCUGUCAGAUUCGUUCCUACGCCAAUUUACUUUCUGGGCAGUAUUGAACUUGUAGUUUUCUGUAACCCGUUGACUUACAGGCUGCAAGUGUCUGUUUCCGUUACAUACAUAGGUUUCAUGGAGGGGGCUUGUGUGUAAUUCUGACUUUAGAUGAGUCCUUGGGGUGGACAGUUUGGGACUUGCACUAAGGAGAGUUUGCCUGGCCUAUCAUUCUCUGUCAAGUUCCUGAAGGUUUUUGGAACCUUCUGAGAUAGUCACCUGAGAUUAGGAGAGUAGCAGGCCUGACAAUGGUUUUGUCCACUUCGGCUCUCACCUGCUCAGGAAAUAAGUUAACUUCAUUCUUCUCAUUCUUUAAACUCUUCUGGUUGACUCUUCCCUUUCCACAGCUGAUGUAGUUGUAUACCAGAAGUCACAGCUUGCUUUACUACACAGGGGCUUGUCCUGAAGGAAAGGGGUUUUUUAGAUGCGGUAUUUCCUUCUUUGAGCUUCAUACUUUGUUGUUCUGAUGGUGGGAUUUUGGGUGGCCAUCUCCUGCAUUUACCACCAGAUUUUCACUGCAUCAAUUGGAGAUAACAAAGCAAGCAGUUCUUGGUCAGACCCCUCCUCUGCUUUCAAUUGUAUUUGCUAGUGGUUACAGGGUCCUCCUGUCAAGGAUAGCAAGGUCAGCUGAUAGCUGCUGUCCUAGGAGGCCCCAUUUCUUUCUAUGGAGAAGGUCUGUGAUGGGCGUCUGAGUGGUAGCAGUGGCUGGACCUGAUUGGGGGGCGGGGUGAGGUACUCCACUGAGUUCUUAGUGGACCUAAUCCUGGUCUGAAUGGCAAGGAAAUUUCUCAACUGAAACUUGAAAAAUGCUAAUUCAGAAAAUUUAAUUAGCAGUGGUUAUUGCAUAGAUUUGAAUGAUGGUUUUUCCUUGCCCUGUGGACUCUCAGCCCUGUCAUCCUUCCUCAGGCUCUGCAGUGCAGUUCCUCUGCAUCCAUCUGGAGCCCAGAGGAGACUCCGAUCCCUCAGCAAACACAUGUGCCCGGUUUCAGGUGGCUGACAUUUUGAAGUCCCAGCUGCUAGGGCUUUAUGUGGAGGCACCUCUGGGCACUGGGGCAGCUGUGAUGUCCCCUCUGAUGCUCUUGACAGGCCAAGCCACAGGCAAAAACAGGUCUGCCCUGCUGAAGGGCAGAAAGCUGGAUCAGUUAGGCCUGAGAGCCUAAUUGAAUGGGUCCAGGGCAUUCAAGGACAUGACCUUUACACUCAAGAGGUUGGGACCCUCUCCUUCCAAGAACGACUCUGAGAGGUCAGGACGUAAAGAGGGGCAAUAUUUGAUAACUGGGUGACAACUUCGUAUCAGAUCCAGGAUCAGCUCUCAGAGAAUUAGCUAAGAUUUAAUAAGAACAUUAAAAAUUCAGACUCCUACAACAGUUUGUCAAUAGUUAUGGCUGGAAUUUUACAAGAUUUAGGUUGUAGGAGAAAGUCAGUGGUAUUUCUUUGGAUCAAGGGAGGAAAUAUUAAAGCCCAGGUAAAGUCUGAGGUGGGGAACCAUUCAGACUUGUGUGACUGUAGAGUGAAACCAUGCCCUCAGACCAGUCACCUUCCUAGACUAUUAAUCAGGCAUCUGUGGUGCUGGGUAACUAUGGGACAGGGUGACAGCUCAGGAAAGGAGCCCCUCCCUGCAGCAGGCGAAAAUAGGUGAAAAUUUGCAAGCAUUGGGUAUCCCAUGGCAAUUCCAGACCAUAGUUCCUCUUAGCUGUAGAUUUGUACAGAGGUGGUAAACAGUCAUGUAGACCUUUCCCCCUUCUUCUUCUUUUCUCUUACCAUUACACUAUAGAACUUUCUCCUUGCUGCAACAUGGCCCUGAAGGAAAUCUUUUUUUUUUUUUUUUCUUUUGGUACUGGGAAUCAAACUCAGGACCUUGGGCUUUUGAUGCAGGUGGCGGCACCACUGAGCUAAAUCCCCGGCUACAUGACCCUGAAUUCUUAGGCUGUAAGGACAUAUAGGAGCUGCAGGGUUUACCAAAAAAGGGAGGGCCGCCCAGACCUGCACCUCCACCUUCCUCACUUUGAGAAUAUGACAGUUCCUUUGACUUCUGGUUUGGGACAAGGGGCUACCGUUGAAGUAGAAUCCUUGAAGCGCACUUUUUCCUUUACUCUCUGUACUCUAGGACAAGGAAGGGGGGCCGUGCUUGGUACUUAGCUUAGGUUUUCUGAAAGAAAGCUGAGCUAAGCAAAGUCACCAAGAACCAUAGGCCAGGCUUUUUGGGAGUUAUCUUCUCUGCCCUGAUUGUGUAGCCACCAGAGUGUCUUGUAUUGCAGAGCCUUGUCCACCUCACCCACCUGUACCUUUUCCUCCUCCCACUGUUGUCACUGCUGCUAAUGGUCAGAAUCAAUUGGGUGGCCACAUAGGAUGGGUCAAGGCCUCUUGGGCUACUUUCUGGAUGUCAUUUUUUAAAAUUUGGAAACAUGAAGGUGCCUUCCUAAAAGAGGCUUGGACUGGUGUGUCAAACCAGGAACAAAUAAGCUAAGAAAGUUUGAACUCCAGAAGAAAGAUGCUGACAAUGUGUGACAGCUGGAAAAUGUGCAAGCACCCACCUUUGGGACAACCCAGUGAAGAUGAACUUGUAAUAAUCUACUGUUGAAAGAAAUGUUCACACCUUGGGUUGCAUUAUGAAAACUGUUCACUUGAAGUUUCGAAUUGCUUUAGUCCACUAUGGAUCACUUGCUUUGGUUCCUGUUUAUUUUAUGACCCCUCUGUCAGUGAUUUUCCCUCGCCCCCUCUCUGAGUGUGAAUUUGUAGCAUGAUUGUAUAAACCUCUAUGUAGAAGUUGGGGAUUUCUUCUUCUCUGAAAUGUUAAGCUCUAAUCUCUGUGCCCUUUAGCCUAGUGUGUCUGAACUUACUUUCUUCUUAUAUAUUUAAACUUUCCCUCUGUCCUGUAGGUUUUGUAGCAUCUCCUGGUCAGGUGAAGAGGAAGCUGCUCCUUGCCGAACUGUACUGUAACCAUUUUUCUUUUAUAAAUAUUUUCACAGGACUGAAUGUACACAGGGCUUGUAAUAAAAUUUUAACACUGUGCUGUGAAACCACGCAGAGGAAUUUCCACUGAAGGCACUACAAAAGCACCUGAAAGUGGAAUCUUCUGUGACUUUUAUUUCUUGCUUCUUAAGUACAUUAAGCCUAAUUUUCACCCUUUCAUUUUGUUUCAGCCUCCUGUAUAAGAAGUACCGUAUUUUCUUCCCAUCAUACUUUGUAAUAAAACUUGAACAUAUGUAGAUGAA